Molecule: messenger RNA, 4979 nt
Organism: Mugil cephalus (flathead mullet)
Lineage: Eukaryota; Metazoa; Chordata; Actinopteri; Mugiliformes; Mugilidae
Product: clustered mitochondria protein homolog
Exons: 28
Coding region: 535-4731 (1398 amino acids)
Biological process (GO): intracellular distribution of mitochondria
Cellular component (GO): cytoplasm
Molecular function (GO): mRNA binding; protein binding
Source: RefSeq, a predicted model, not a curated record
GUUUAGAAAAUGCUUGAUUAGAUCACAUUGUUAACAUGGUAGCAUGUGUAUAUAGAAGCUGCUUUUUUUUUUAUUGUCAAACCAGGUUGUCCAGUCCCAAACAAACAAUUACGUGCUUAAUUGUUCACCUUACUCCAGGGCUUGUGGAGGGAGGAGUGAGACAAGUCAGGGGAAGGAAAAGCAAGUAGCGCUACAGCACAUGGACACACCCAGUCCAACAAAGUGUGUGAGACAGUCAGGGAGAGUAAUGAGUCUGUGUGAAGCAAUAAGAGGGUGUGGCUUUUUUUUUUACACAGGGGAAACAGAUAAGCUAAAGUUUGCCUUCUAGAGAGAGGCAGGAGUCACAAACAGACAGACGUUCACUUUCACUCUGCUGGGUUUAGAGACAGUCCAGCUGCACAUUUCCACUCUGUCCCUCCCUCUGGUACAAUCUUUGAAGCAAGACUCUGCGAGGGAGCAGCUACCAGAAGUUAAAAAAAGAAGAAGAAGAAGAAGAAAAGCAGACAACUCUGGAAAAAACUUCAACUUGCAGCCAUGAAGGACAAAGUGAGAAGAGGAGGAGGAAGAAAUCAACACAAGACUGAUGUGAUGAGCCAGACCACUGGAACUGAUGCUGCUGGUGUAAAGCGAGAUGAUGACACAUCGUUCUCUGUGAAGAUCCAGGGAACAGGAGUUGAGCCUUUUGAGCUGCAGGUGCAUGGGUUUUGGCUUGUUCAGGAUGCAGUCAUGGCUCUUCUUUCGAAGAAUGAGGUCUGUCCUCGCUCCCACUUUUCACUUUCGUUCGCUGGCGCAACUCUGGAUCCCUUCGCAGAACUGCAAAGCCUCAAAGGCCUCAAGGGAGGAUCCAUCCUUCGCCUUGUAGAAGAGCCCUACACCUCCCACACAGUCAGACUCCAUCUGGCUCGAGUUCUGGAGCUGCUGAGAGCGUCCGGACCCCAAGAUGCACUGAGAGAAGGACGUUCACCGAGCAUACUGGAGACGCUCACACACACACAAGCACACGACUCGAGCUUGCUAAAUGGAAAGAGCCUGAAACGGUCUUCAAGCAACACAAAAACAGAUUCAACGAAUCAGGACGGACCCCCGCCUGAGUACCUUCUCCCUGGCUCCUCAGAAAGACCCCUCAUGGCCCUGCUGCCACACAGCUCCCAACCAGAGGCCCCCAGUUAUGUGCGCGACCUGUCUCUCAGCUGUUGGAACCCGCCUCCAGGACACAGGAAGCUCCAGGGAGACUUCCUGUACAUCACUGUGGUGACAAUGGAGGGACGACGCUGCGACGUCACAUCCUGUCCGAAAGGUUUCUUCCUCAAUAGGUCCACAGAAGAUAUGUUUGAUCCUCGUCCUGUACAGUCUUCUCCAGUUUGUCACUGUUUCACUGACCUCCUCUGUCACGUCAGCCCUGCAUUCAAGCAAACCUUCACCACACUCAAAAACAGGCCUCAGCAACCUCCAGCGGAGAUUUUUCCUACUCCUUAUCACACACUGAGCUGGCUCGGUCCUCCCUGCGCCUCGCGGACUCACAAGAACACCUUCAGCAGACUGGGAGUAGAUGAACAGAUAGCAACACAGGCUCCAGACUGGAAUGAGGAGUUGCAAGCUGCCAGAGAUCUUCCAGUAGGAAGUCUGGAGGAGAGGCUGCAGAGAGACAAAGCUCUGCUACAGAUAAACAGCGCAUUCGUGAGGGCCGUCAUGCGGGGAGCAGAGAAUGUGGUGGAUGGCCUCGUUGAGUCAGUCAAUGGGAACCCAGAGGACCCAGCUUUCCUGUGGGGUGGUCUGUUUAUGAGCCAGGGGGCCGCAAGUGCUGUGUUCGGUGGUGAAAGAGGUCGCCGGGCUGCUCAGAGGCUGGAGCUUAAAGGUGUGCAGGCAUACAGUGACCUGGAGGGGAUUCAGGGGCUGCACACUCUACCUACAGCCAUUGUAGACUACAGAGGUGUGCGUUUGUCUGCCCAGGGUCUUGCCCCUGGCUUGGAAGGCUCAGAGCAAGACCAGGAAACUAAUCCUGCCUCAAGAGGUUUGCUGUAUGGGGUAAAUGCAGGACUGCAAGAGUCCGCCCAACGUAGAGAGCUACUAGCACUCUUGGCUCACGCAGCCAAAUCUCUUUCCCUCCAGAGACAUGUUGUCGUGGCACCCAAGGGUCACAAGGUACCACUGUUCACCUCGGUGGAUGCUCAGGGACUGCUGGGUGCAGACGGGAGGUUCUACAUACUUGAUGUGUUCAGGACCUUCCCAGCUGAUGCCAACUUCUGUCCAGAGGUGGAGACAGAAAGUGAGACAAUGACUGGAGAAGAGGAGAGUAACAAAAGCUGUAAUGAGGAUCAGGACAAUGAAGGUGUUAUGAGCAAAGGCUGGCCGGAGGAUUAUCAUGCCAACACGGGACUUCCAAAAAGCUUUUCUCACGGUCUUUGUAGACUGAGGCCAGAGCUGGUUCAGGCCUUCACCCAACACAAGCAUUGCCAGUUCACUCAACGUGUCAGGGAGACGCUGGAGGAAAAUGGAGGUUUUGAAGAAUGUGCAACAGCAGGCGACUCUCGAGCCACUGAUGCAGUACGAGCUGCAUGUAAAGAAGUUGGCUCAGUUAGCGACAUCAUCUUUGAGAUGCGCUUUAACCCAAGUGUUUUUUCUCCAGAGGUAUCCAUUCCUCCUAGUGAACAUGCAUCAGUGAAACUGCAGGAGAGGUUACUGAGGGAAGCUGCAGCUUUCAUCAUCACGCAUCAGAUACCAGCCUUUAUUCAGUAUUGUCUGCAAAGCAACGAGGCACCAAUGGACAGCGCUUCUCUAAAACAGGCGCUUCACCAGAAGGGCAUCAACCUCCGCUACAUGGGCCAUGUGGUCAAGGCCAUUACCCAUUCAGAACACAGGGAGCGCCUGAGGCAUAUAAUGAGAUCGGUCAUAGGCGAAAUUUUCAUCCGCUCAACAAGAAGAGUGUUCAACAGUUUCCUCCAGGGUGUGGACGUGCCGAGUCUCUCUGCAGCUGUCAGUCACUUCCUCGGCUGCCUAUUGGUUCCCCACUUCACUCCCACUGCUGUAGGGGAAGACACGAAGAAGAAGUCAAGGCGGCGUGGCAGAGGGGCCGGGGCCUCAGAAAGUACACCAUGGAGCACGCUCACAGGGGCUGACCUGUGGAGCCUCGUCUGUCAAGAUGCUGUUGAAACAUAUAACAUCUCCGACUGCCUGGGAUCCGGUCCGAACCACCUGGUGGAGCACUACGGUCUUCAGAAGCUGUCUUUGCUCAGAGAAUUCUGUUUAAAGACCGGAGUACAGUUGAGACUGAGAGACUACUGCCUCGACAACCAAAACAAAGCUCCCAUUGGUCCGGACGACAUCCUCAACAUCUUCCCUGCUGUCAAGCAUGUUCGCAUGCCAACUACAGAUGCUUCAAAAGCGUACCUGGCUGCACAGACCUUCAUUCAGAAAGGUCUGCUGGACCAGGCCUACGAGCGUUUGAAAGAAGCAACCUACCUUUACGGUAGGGUGUGUGAUGAUCUGCACCCUGAGGCCUGCUACUGCCACAGCCUGUUGGCCAUUACGGCCUUCCUGCAGGGGAAAACAGCUGAAGCUCGCAGUGUCCAGCUGAAAACAGUGGUGAUCAGUGAGAGGGUGCUUGGCUUUGACCACCCCAACACUAUCCAGCAAUAUACACUGUUGGCUGUGUACAUGUAUGCUGGAGGGGAGAUUGCCCUGGCUAAGAAGUGUCUUCUCAGAGCUCGUCUGCUAAUGCUGACCAUCCAUGGAGAGGACCAUCCGUACACCGCAACACUGGAUAGCUGUCUUGGGCUGUUGCUGUUAGAAGAUCAGACAGGGCAGUUUGUAAAGAAUGCCCUAAGACUUAACAUAUCCUUCUUCGGCCUGACUAAUCUGCACACUGCUCUCAGUCAGCACCUGCUGGCCGUGUGGAUGUGCAAUAAAGGUGACUACAGAAGCGCCAUGACGCAUGAGAAGGAGGCCCUCUUUGCUUUUACCUCAUUGUUAGGAGAGGAUCAUGAACAGACACGCAGCAGCAAAGAGUUCCUGUGCAUCAUAACAAAACAAGCAGUGACGGUGGAGCGCACCCUGAGGCAGGCAGGAGCCGACGGCACGGAGCAGACGGUGGAGUGUCUACCCCCAUCUUCUGAGGCCAUUCUGGAGCAGAUAGUUCUGGUUACUGGGAUCAGGAAGAUUACAAAGAGUGACAGGUUCCAGGAGUACAAGAAGAAACACAAAGAAUUGAAGGCUGCAGUUGCAAAGGAACUAGGUCUUCAAAUGCCCAAGGAUCUUUUCACCUCGGAGCUUGUGAAUGGAGGAGAGAAAAGCUCAGAUCAGGCAUCGGGAUGCAGCGUAGACGCUGAGGAUGGAGGAAGUCCAGCAGCCAGCCCCAGUGAGAAUGAAAAGGAGCAGCCUGUGGAGGCGUCUGGGGAUGAUCGUGCUGCUGAAUCUUCGGCUAACGGCCAUGUGGAGCCAGCAGAGCAGAGCCAGAAAGAGGAGAAAACAGACGUAGACAGUGACAGAGCAGAGUCAGGCGUUCAGGUCAAAACACUAAAUGGAGCAACGUGCAAUGAGAUGAAGUCAGGCUCAGGUGAGAAAAACGGUGAAAUUAACGGAGCGGUGGACAUCAUUGCGAGUCCAUCAGCCCCUAAGACUAAGAAGACCUGGGCAGAUGUUGUUGUUUCAAAAGGGGCCGCAGUCAAUGGAGCGGGAGGCAAAGCCGACGUAGCAGGAGGUAGUGUCGCCGCCAAUGGAACAGCUGAGGAGUGAACACAUAGCAAGAAAGGUGUUGCAGUCCAGUAUUCUGAAGUCACUACUGUAAGAUAAAACUCUCCCAGGAUCCUUGUGUAGAUGUGAUCUGAUCCAGUGAACAAGGACGGAAUAAAAUGAGAGAGGAUGAGAGGAUGAGAAUUAUUUGGUGUUUGAAGCAUUACACUAUUACUGAUGCUGGGAGAGGGCUGUAAUGUUGAGCCAUUGUUUUUUUUCCAACAAUAAACUUUUUACUCUGGUCUAUCAAA